Symbiodinium sp. CCMP2456 is the source of this 432-nucleotide messenger RNA. Lineage: Eukaryota; Dinophyceae; Suessiales; Symbiodiniaceae. The record is from the annotation of a GenBank genome assembly.
AUGGAGCUGGCACGGCGUGGCGAGGAAGUGGAAGUCGAAGGCACCAGCCCGGCGUCGCUCGGAGCAGCGCUGGCCUCGUGUGAGCGAGUCAGCCUCUGGGACAAGGCGAUAUGGCUUCUCUACAAAGCUGGGUCCACGGAUUCCUGGGAUGUAGCGGCUGGGGGCGCGGCCGUUGCCAGCUGCGGUGCCUUGCAGUGGGCGCAGGCUCUGUCUCUCUUUGAGACCCUCUCCAGCUACGCUCUGGUGGACCAUGUCACCCGGAGCAGUCUGGUGAAAAUUUGUCGACAGGCCUGGCAGUGGAGAACUGCUGCGGCCUUGGCGGCUGCUGCCUCUGCGGACCCUGCGACCAUCGCCCUGGGCACCGAAGUCUGCGAGGCAGCUCAAGCUCCGAACUCCCAGCGGCAAAGGCUACGACGCUGCCUACUCCGUGCU